Rubroshorea leprosula is the source of this 2306-nucleotide messenger RNA. The record is from the annotation of a GenBank genome assembly. NCBI's taxonomy places the organism in Eukaryota, Viridiplantae, Streptophyta, Magnoliopsida, Malvales, Dipterocarpaceae.
UGCAUCCCUAAGAGUACAAAAAUCUAAACACAAGAACAAAUUAUGGUGUCCUUUUUCGCUCACUUCUUGUUCUUUACCAUCUUGCUAGUUUUUUCCUUUCAACCAUAUUCCCAACAUCCAUUGUGUCGAAGAGAUGAGUGCCUUGCCUUGUUACAAUUCAAGGAAAGCUUUGUCAUUGAUAAGCAUGCUUCUUUUGAUGAUCCAUUUGCUUAUCCUAAAGUCAAUCUCUGGAAAUCCCAAGGGAUGGAUUGUUGCUUUUGGGAAGGCAUAUGGUGUGAUCAAGACACUGGUCAUGUUACAGGCCUUGAUCUCAGUAGUAGUUGUCUUUUAGGUUCUAUCAAUUUCAAUAGUAGCCUCUUCCACCUCUUCCACCUCGAACACCUUAAUCUCGCUUUCAAUAACUUCAAUUAUUCUAAGAUUCCAUCUGCUUUUGCAAAUCUUUCAAGUUUAAGUUAUCUCAACCUCUCUAAUUCUUUACUUGCUGGACAAAUACCAUCUGAACUUUCAAGACUUACUAGCUUAUCGACCCUUGACCUAGCUCCCAAUUAUAACCCUUUCUCUCCAACGAAGGGAUGGUUAGAACUAAAAAGGCCAAACCUGAGAAGCCUAGUAGAAAAUUUGACAAGUCUGGAAUACCUUCGCCUCACUGGCACCAAAAUAAAUUCUAAAAUUCCUAGUACCUUAGCAAAUAUGUCCUCCUUGAGGUAUAUCCGUCUUGGUGACUGUGGAUUGUUCGGAGAGUUCCCAAUGGCAAUUUUCCAACUACCAAAACUUCAAGUCCUUACUGUGACUUACAACCCAGGUCUUACAGGUAAUUUGCCUGAGUUUCAUUUCCACAACCAGCUUAUGAUUCUUACAGUUCAAAACACUAGUUUUUCUGGUAAGUUACCAGCCUCAAUUGGAAUGCUCAGCUCUUUGAAAGUUUUGAAUGUUAGUCAGUGCAACUUCUCAGGCUUAUUACCAUCUUCUCUGGAUUUGUCUCAUAAUAAACUAAAUGGAAUGAUCCCACCAUGUAUUGGCAACUUUAGUAAAUCCUUGGUGAGUUUGAAUUUGCAAGGAAACAACUUCAAAGGUCCAAUUCCUCCAAUGUGGGUAACUGGAAACAAUCUAAAGAUGAUUCAACUAGGACAGAAUAAUUUGAAGGGGAAGCUACCAAGAUCAUUGGCAAACUGUAGAAUGUUGGAGUUUCUUGAUCUUGGUAACAAUCAUAUUAGAGAUACCUUCCCUUAUUGGUUGGGAACUCUUCCCAGAUUGAAGAUUCUCAUUUUGCAUUUCAACAAAUUAUAUGGUGCAAUUAAUGUUACAGAGUCAAAUUCCUUAUUUCCUAGUCUUCAUAUCGUUGACCUUUCACAUAAUGAAUUUGUUGGUCUUCUGCCAACAAAAUACUUCAACGCGUGGAGUGCCAUGGUAGAUAUUGAUAAGGAGAACACGAAAUACUGGCUUACAUAUGACAAUUGUGAGAUCAGUGGCUACGUCUUUCUUAAUGCAUACCCUUACUCAAUGACAAUAAUAAACAAAGGAUUGAAGAUGGAAUAUGAAAAGAUAAUAGAGAUUUUCUCAACCAUUGAUCUUUCUUGCAACAAAUUUGAGGGAGAAAUUCCAGAUGUACUAGGGAGAUUAAAGGGACUUCAACUGCUUAACCUUUCUAAUAACAUCCUUGUUGGUCCAAUCCCACCAGCCCUAGGAAAUCUCAAAAAUAUUGAAACUCUAGACCUUUCUCAAAACAAGCUCACUGGAAGCAUUCCCACACAGCUAACGCAGCUCAAUUUCCUUGAAGUCUUCAAUAUCUCACACAACCAUUUAACAGGACCUAUUCCAAAAGGGCAACAAUUUGAUACAUUUGAUAACAGCUCAUUUGAUGGAAAUUCAGGGCUAUGUGGAUUGCCACUGUCAAGGAAAUGUGACAACUCAAAGGCCUCCCCUCCACCAUCUUCAACCUCUAAAGGAAAUGAAGACUCUGGAUUGCUAGCUAAAUUUAGUUGGAAAACAGUGGCGUUGGGUUAUGGAUGUGGAUUCCUUGUUGGUGUGGUGAUUGGAAACAUUGUUUUUGCAACAAUACGUGAGUGGUUGAUGAGGACUUACCGAAUCAGAUUGUCAAGGAGGAAAGGAAAGGGGUCCGGGAGAUUGAAUAGGAUUAGGAUGAUGCAGUGAAGCUCUGAAUAUCUCUAUCUGUUGGAACUAGUAUUUUAUUUUAUAUUUCUUUUUCUUCCUUUUGUGUGUGUGGAUUAUAAUUCAAGUAGAUUGCAAAACCAAUGUAUCAGCUGGAUUGUACUUGAAAGCUACAUUAAUAAAUUGCACUGCCACUA